This is a messenger RNA of Aspergillus niger, 279 nucleotides long. RefSeq lists its product as hypothetical. The record is from RefSeq and is a predicted model, not a curated record. Bases 1 to 279 code for a protein of 92 amino acids. NCBI's taxonomy places the organism in Eukaryota, Fungi, Ascomycota, Eurotiomycetes, Eurotiales, Aspergillaceae. The transcript is spliced from 3 exons.
AUGGAAGGGCUCUCCGGUAGUCUCGGGGCUGGGCAAAGGGAGAUGAUGAAAGAGGCCGACGCAGCUUCAAUUGCUGUGAUUCUCCAUGUUAGUGUUGGGUGUUUUGGUGGCAGUCGUGGUUCGAGUGAAGAAGAUAAAUCCCGUCAAGGGAGCUUUUCUAGGGCUGAGGCUUGCUGUCUCGGAGCGGAGCAGGAAGGGGAAAAAGCUGCGCCACUAAAGUGGGUGGUGGAUGGGGCGAAGAGAGACACAAAAGUGCAACAGCGUGCAGCAGUUGACUAG